Musa acuminata AAA Group (dessert banana) is the source of this 1644-nucleotide messenger RNA. Its product is annotated as elongation factor 1-alpha-like. Lineage: Eukaryota; Viridiplantae; Streptophyta; Magnoliopsida; Zingiberales; Musaceae. The coding region runs from base 131 to 1474 and encodes 447 amino acids. The transcript is spliced from 3 exons. Gene Ontology annotation, molecular function: GTPase activity; GTP binding; translation elongation factor activity. The record is from RefSeq and is a predicted model, not a curated record. Gene Ontology annotation, biological process: translation; translational elongation.
AGCAGCUCGAGGGCCUCUCCGUCUCCGCGACUCGGCGCUGCCUCUCUCGUUCGCCUCUCCCUCUCGUGCGAUCCUCUCUCGGUUGCAGACUUUGUCGGAGUAGUCGUGUUUGUUUUGAGUCCUAAUCACCAUGGGGAAAGAGAAGGUUCACAUCAGCAUUGUGGUCAUUGGCCAUGUUGAUUCCGGCAAGUCGACCACCACCGGUCAUCUCAUCUACAAGCUGGGUGGUAUUGACAAGCGUGUGAUCGAGAGGUUUGAAAAGGAGGCUGCAGAAAUGAACAAGAGGUCAUUCAAGUAUGCCUGGGUUCUGGACAAGCUGAAGGCCGAGCGUGAGAGAGGGAUUACCAUUGAUAUUGCUCUUUGGAAGUUUGAGACCACCAAGUACUACUGCACUGUGAUUGACGCUCCCGGACAUCGUGAUUUUAUCAAGAACAUGAUCACUGGAACCUCCCAGGCUGACUGUGCUGUUCUCAUCAUUGAUUCGACCACUGGUGGUUUCGAAGCUGGUAUCUCUAAGGAUGGCCAGACUCGUGAGCAUGCUCUGCUUGCUUUUACUCUUGGAGUCAAACAGAUGAUUUGCUGCUGCAACAAGAUGGACGCAACCACCCCCAAGUAUUCCAAGGCCAGGUAUGAUGAAAUCGUGAAGGAGGUUUCUUCUUACCUCAAGAAGGUCGGAUAUAACCCUGAGAAGAUACCUUUCGUUCCUAUCUCUGGAUUCGAGGGUGACAACAUGAUUGAGAGGUCUACCAACCUGGACUGGUACAAGGGCCCAACUCUUCUUGAAGCCCUCGACCUGAUCCAGGAGCCCAAGAGGCCCUCAGACAAGCCCCUUCGUCUUCCUCUUCAGGAUGUCUACAAAAUUGGAGGCAUUGGUACUGUUCCAGUCGGCCGUGUCGAGACUGGUGUCCUCAAGCCUGGUAUGGUUGUCACAUUUGGUCCCACAGGUCUGACCACUGAAGUCAAGUCAGUUGAGAUGCACCACGAAGCCCUUCAGGAAGCCUUGCCUGGUGACAAUGUUGGCUUUAACGUGAAGAACGUUGCUGUUAAGGAUUUGAAGAGAGGUUUCGUUGCAUCUAACUCAAAGGAAGAUCCUGCUAAGGAAGCUGCCAGCUUCACGUCCCAGGUCAUCAUCAUGAACCACCCUGGUCAGAUUGGAAAUGGUUACGCCCCUGUUCUCGACUGCCACACUUCCCACAUUGCUGUCAAGUUUUCCGAGAUCCUCACCAAGAUCGAUAGGCGAUCCGGAAAGGAGCUCGAGAAGGAGCCUAAGUUCCUCAAGAAUGGUGAUGCUGGCUUCGUGAAGAUGAUUCCUACUAAGCCCAUGGUCGUGGAAACAUUCGCCCAGUAUCCUCCUCUCGGGCGGUUUGCCGUGAGGGACAUGCGCCAGACUGUGGCUGUCGGAGUCAUCAAGAGUGUCGAGAAAAAGGAUCCCACCGGUGCUAAGAUCACCAAGGCUGCAGUCAAGAAGAAGUGAGCAAGUUAAGGAUCAACUGCAACUUAGUAGUGUUUGUUUCUUUGUUACUGUUCUUUGUCUUCCCGACAGUUUGAUCGGCACCUGCAACUUAGCUGCCUGGGAGAAUUUAGUUCUUCUCCUGGGUUAUGAACCUUUCGCAGAGUUAAAUUAUUUGCUUUUAGACUUGUUUA